UCUGAUUCACCCAUCGCGGUGGUUUGCUAGCAAACAUAAAACUGAAACGUUAAAGAUCUUUAGACCAAUCUUGUGUAUAUUACUCUUAGUGUUUAGAACAUCAUUAUGUUGACCUAUCUGUUACAUAUCUACUCGUUCAUUUAAAUGCAAUUUGCUUGUUAAAUUAGCAAAUGUGUUACAUUGGUUCUGCACUAGGCUAAUCUCGCGAAGCAUUUUUUAUUUAUUUUAUUUAUUUCACCUUUAUUUAACCAGGUAGACUAGUUGAGAACAAGUUCUCUUUUACAACUGCGAACUGGCAUGAGCUCACUAAACUUGAAGGAGAAAGAAGCUCUGAUGAAAGGAGAGGAAGAAGCUUUCAGGAUGAAAAAGGAGGAAGAGGAGGCUAUCACAUUGAAAGAAGAGGAUGAUAUUACAGUGAAAGAGGAAGAUGGGAAAGAGGUUGUCAGCGUGGAGGAGGAGGUAGAAGCUUUCAGAAUCAAAGAGGAGGAAGAUGCCAUAACAUUGAAAGAAGAGAAUGUAGAGAAAGAAGAGGAAGAACCUUUUAGAGCAAAAGAGGAAGAGGAGGCUAUCUCAAUAAAACAGGAGGAAGAAAACGUUUUGGGAGUGAAAGAGGAGGAGACUGAAGAUCCGAUUAACACCAGACAACGCUAGCCCCUCCUCCCUCCUGGAGUCCCCAUGUCGUGUCUCUCCCAAUAGCACCUUACUGGUGGGUAGGAAGAGGUUGUCUGUGCUGCUGGUGGACUGCAGGAAAACAACGGGGCUGAG
Oncorhynchus gorbuscha (pink salmon) is the source of this 765-nucleotide messenger RNA. Its product is annotated as cilia- and flagella-associated protein 251-like. Bases 298 to 651 code for a protein of 117 amino acids. The transcript has 2 exons. Lineage: Eukaryota; Metazoa; Chordata; Actinopteri; Salmoniformes; Salmonidae. The record is from RefSeq and is a predicted model, not a curated record.